UGAAGCGGCUAGAGAAGCAGGACGGCCUGGUGAUGUUCAUCGACGUCCCACCUGGAGCAGCGCCGGGCGACCGCCUCAGCUUGGUCACGAAUUCGAACCAAAACCUGACCGUCCUGCUGCCUCCGGGCGCGACGCCCGGCAAAAAGCUGAGCGUGACGCUGCCGGCGGCAGCCGCAGGCGAGAUCAGCAUCGUGCGCAUGAUGCUAAACGGCGUAGAGCUGCCAAGACCGACGCCAGAUCCGGCCGCGCUUCUCAAGGCGCACCGGCAGCAGACCGACGGCCACUGGCUUCGCGUCGGCCCGGCAGAGAAGUGUGAGACCCGCUUCAGCUUUCCGCUCUCUGCGUUCCGGCCAACGUCGUCGCAGACGGUGGUCGAGCCCUUCGGCUUCUGGCAACUUCCCGUCGUGCGCGGACACGUGCCCAUCACCGAGAAUUGGGCACUCGACGGCGCCGCCACCCGGCUCGGAGGCUCGCCGUUUGCGCUCGGCGGCGUCGAGUUUGAGCUGGCGCUUGAGGGUCGCGCCGUGCCGUGGACGCCGAAGGACGGCGCCGAGGGAGCGUGCCGCGAUCUGGAGAUCUGCCUGGUCGUGCGCCGCAUGCCGCAGGCGGCGGGCGCGAGCGAGGCGAAGCCCGCACUCGCGAUCUGGCUCCACCUCGUCGCCGGCGACCGCUGGUCCGGCUGGCAGCGCGUUUCCCUCGCGCCGGGCGAGGUCUUCGAGUACGACUUGGCCGACCGGCGCUAUAUCACCAACCUGGCGCCGCUCGACUACUCGUUGGGCGUACACCUGCAGGUGACGCUGGCCAGCCCGCAGUAGUGUGUAGUAGUAUUCGGGGGAGUAAGUUGUGCAGAUUUU
This is a messenger RNA of Emiliania huxleyi CCMP1516, 854 nucleotides long. RefSeq lists its product as hypothetical. The record is from RefSeq and is a predicted model, not a curated record. Bases 33 to 815 code for a protein of 260 amino acids. Lineage: Eukaryota; Haptophyta; Isochrysidales; Noelaerhabdaceae. The transcript is spliced from 2 exons.